GAAUGAAGGGAUACCUUGACGUCAUGUGACUGCCGCGUCACGUCGGAGACAGUACAGAGUACUCUGUAACACAGUAACACAGUAAAGAGUCUCCAACUGUUCUCUCCUCCUCGAAUGAAACGGUGUUGAUGACAGAAAACAAGAAAUGCGCGUCAACCUGCUCACCUACCUUCUGGCCGUGUGUCCCUUCUCGAUCGCCUUCCUGGUCUUCGUCAACGCCUCCAUCUCCUUCGUGGUCACGGAUCUGAUCGGUCGGACUCAUGGCGAGGGCGACGCCGUGGGAACCCUCGGCUUCGCAGACGAGCUGCUUGCUCUGCUGGCAUGUCCGGUUUGGGGUGUUUUAUCGGAUAGAAUCGGUGUGAGAAUGGUCUGCGUGAGUGGAUAUGCAAUCAUAGCAUUUAGUCUACUGCUUCUCGUCGAGGCGAAGAACGUCUACCCCCAUCUCCUGCUCGCAAGACUACUCUUCAGUAUUGGCGGAGCUGCUGUCUCGACCAUGGUCACCGCCGUCCUCCCCGCUGUGACGGGGAAAUCGUUGCUGAGCACCGGCCAGACACAGAGCCAAGCCCAGGCGUAUCGGGUUUCCGUCUCGUCGGAGCUGACCAUCACCCCGCACCGGUUUCUAAACCGACGUCGUGUCAACGAAACAGAAAGGGUAAGAGGAGGAGGAGGAAGAGGAGGAGGAAACGAUGCUGCCGCGCCGCUGGCAGGGUUCGUGGGCAUGUUUGCCGGCUGCGGCGCUCUCGUCGCGCUGACUGUUUUCCUUCCGCUGCCUGCUCGGUUUGAGAAGGACGGCCUGUCGCCCGCCGAGGCCAUCCGGAAGAGUUACCACGUCGUCGCCAUCGUCGCUCUGGCCGUCAGCCUGUGCUGCUUCGUGGGGCUGAGGAAUCUGCCAGGUGAAGAGCACAAGGGUUGGAGGUCUCUGCGUUCGGGGAUUUCCCUUCACGGGGGAACCGGCGUGGCCCCCUCCUCCUCCUCCUCUUCCCUACCGUACUGGAAACAGCUUACCACGGCGCUUGGUCUGGGCUUCCGUAACCCAGACAUCGGUCUGGGCUAUAUCGGCGGGUUUGUUGCGCGGGCCUCCUCGGUGGGCAUCUCGCUGUUCAUCCCCCUCUUCGUGAACCACUAUUACCGCGUCUCGGGUCUCUGCGACGAAUCCUCAGGUCUCGUCGCCGACACCGACGCGGGGCUCGGCGACAUCAAACGCUCCUGUCCAAAGGCAUAUAUCCUCGCGUCGAUCCUGACGGGCGUGUCGCAGCUGAUCGCGUUGAUCGCGGCGCCCUUCUUCGGUUUUCUCUCCGCCCGCUCCCGACGACAGUACCACGCGCCGCUGUUUUUCGCCGCCGUCGCAGGCAUCAUCGGCUACAUUGUCUUUGCGCUGCUGCCGAGCCCGCAGUUCAAGGGACCCCAGGGGAACGGGGGGGUCUUUGUCGUCAUGGCCUUGCUGGGGAUUAGCCAGAUCGGAGCGAUCGUAUGCAGUCUCGCAGUGCUCAGUAGGGGCAUUCUUAGCGUCACCAGCGCGGAUCAUGUUGAUACCACGGUACAACAUGGUCAUACACGACAAGACAUAAUUGACGAGGAGGAGGAAGGAGAAGAAGGAGAAGAAGGAGAAGGAAGAGAAAGACGAGAAAGAGGAGAAGACGAGGAAGAACCACCUUUCUUCCCUAAACAACAGCAGCUAUCACAUCUCAAGGGAUCCAUCGCAGGCGUGUACUCUCUGUACGGCGGCGCGGGGAUUCUGCUUCUCACCAAACUCGGCGGGCUGCUCUUUGACGUCUCUUCGCCGGGGGCGCCGUUCUAUAUCAUGGCGGCCUUCAACGGGCUUCUCCUGGCAAGCUCGGUGGCCGGGUUUUCUACCUACUAUUCUCUCUCUCGCCGUCCGCGAUGGUUGUAGCAGAUUAAAAAAA
Molecule: messenger RNA, 1904 nt
Organism: Penicilliopsis zonata CBS 506.65
Lineage: Eukaryota; Fungi; Ascomycota; Eurotiomycetes; Eurotiales; Aspergillaceae
Exons: 2
Coding region: 146-1891 (581 amino acids)
Biological process (GO): transmembrane transport
Molecular function (GO): transmembrane transporter activity
Source: RefSeq, a predicted model, not a curated record